Messenger RNA from Vicugna pacos (alpaca), 828 nucleotides. It is a transcript of the gene COLEC11, whose product is annotated as collectin subfamily member 11. The record is from RefSeq and is a predicted model, not a curated record. NCBI's taxonomy places the organism in Eukaryota, Metazoa, Chordata, Mammalia, Artiodactyla, Camelidae.
GUUGCCAGGAGGUCUGACAGCCGGGCCAAUUGCCCUGCGUGUGGACCGCGGCCCGAGAAUAGCAGCCCUGAGGCCCCGGGCGCAGUGUCCCCACGGCCGGCCGGUGGUCAGGACGCCCUUCCGCCUGGUGCACUCCUCAGGGGUCAGCGUCCUGUGAGGCUCAUUAUGAAGAGGCGUCUGGCUCUGAUCAGCCUGACCUUCCUGUCCGUGCUCCGAGCUGGGCGUCCUCAGCAGACGGCGGACGACGCCUGCUCUGUGCAGAUUCUUGUCCCCGGCCUCAAAGGGGAUGCUGGCGAGAAGGGGGACAAAGGCGCACCGGGACGGCCUGGAAGAGUCGGCCCCACGGGAGACAAAGGAGACGUGGGUGACAAAGGACAGAAAGGCGUUGUGGGCCGCCAUGGAAAAAUUGGUCCCAUUGGUUCUAAAGGUGAAAAGGGAGAUUCUGGUGACAUAGGACCCCCUGGCCCCAGUGGAGAACCAGGCAUCCCGUGUGAGUGCAGCCAGCUGAGGAAGGCCAUCGGGGAGAUGGACAACCAGGUCACCCAGCUGACGGCAGAGUUAAAGUUCAUCAAGAACGCUGUUGCCGGCGUGCGCGAGACGGAUCAGAAGAUCUACCUGCUGGUGAAGGAGGAGAAGCGCUACGUGGACGCGCAGCUGGCCUGCCAGGGCCGCGGCGGCACCCUGGGCAUGCCCAAGGACGAGGCCGAGCCAGUCACCAGGUCCAACCUGCACUCGGGGACGGGUUUCCUGGAGGCGGGACCACCGGGGGCCAUUCCAGAGCUGCCGGCCACAGUCACCAUGGUUCUUUUUGUGCAUCAGAAUCCCUAG